Molecule: messenger RNA, 1441 nt
Organism: Ilex paraguariensis (yerba mate)
Lineage: Eukaryota; Viridiplantae; Streptophyta; Magnoliopsida; Aquifoliales; Aquifoliaceae
Source: the annotation of a GenBank genome assembly
AUGCAGUUGUUUGAUAAAGAAACUCAAGGUCCUCAACCACAUAUAGAGCUUGUGAUCGAUGCAAAUUCAUCCAUGUCAAUCAUCCCUUCACAAACACAUAGCAUUUCGAUCAUGAUCAAGGGUCUAACUUUGCCAAUCUUAACAAGAUUUCAUGCUGGUUACUUCAGAAUAAGCCUCUCUCUCUGCAGCCAGGCCUUACUAUGGAAGACCCUCGGCGAGCCAUCGGAUGAUGCUCAUGCAUUCCGGCGAAUCCUGCGAAUGCUACCCUCUACUGCUUUUGUUCUUCUCUGGUCACUAGCCUUAUUCACAUUGGUCUCUCUCUCUCUUCUCUAUAUUCUAAGGUGUUUGUUACACUUUGACAUGGUGAAAAAUGAGUUCUUCCACCAUGUGGGUGUAAACUACUUAUUUGCUCCAUGGAUUUCAUGGCUUCUCUUGCUUCAAUCUGCACCAUUUUUCACUCCAAAAACCAUGUAUUAUUUGGUUCUUUGGUGGCUAUUCGUUGCCCCCAUAAUCGUUCUUGAUGUUAAAAUCUAUGGCCAAUGGUUCAUCAAAGGGAAGAGGUUUUUAUCAACAGUGGCUAACCCAACAAGUCAACUGUCAGUAAUUGGUAACCUUGUUGGGGCAUGGGCAGCAGCUAGAAUGGGUUGGAGAGAGAGUGCAAUUUGUUUGUUCUCAUUGGGAAUGGCGCAUUAUUUAGUACUGUUUGUCACUCUUUAUCAGAGAUUAUCGGAAAAUGAAGGCCUUCCGGCAAUGCUCCGGCCAGUUUUCUUUUUGUUCUUUGCUGCUCCGAGCAUGGCAAGUUUAGCAUGGGACUCCAUCACUGGAAGUUUUGAUAAUUCAUCGAAGAUGCUCUUCUUUCUCUCACUGUUCCUCUUCCUCUCCCUGAGCCCAAUGGUUCAACUUAAGCUAGCUGUAGUUUUCAACAAAAAAUCUCUGGAUAGCGACCAUCUUGACUACAAGUAUUCAAGUUGGACUUGUGCUUUUGGUCUGGUCCAAGUCACUUCCAUGGUGUUUAGGCCUGCUUUAUUCAAGAAAUCCAUGAGAAAGUUCAACGUAGUAUGGUGGGCUUAUUCAUUCCCCUUAACAGUUCUUGCACUGGCGUCAACAGAGUAUGCUCAGGAGGUGAAGAGCGGCGUUGCUCACGGGCUGAUGCUCGUCCUCUCGACGCUUUCCGUGGUGGUGUCACUGUUUCUAAUGGUGUUCACUGCCCUAAAUACUAAUUGCCUCUUACCAAGUGAUGAUCCCAUGCUAAGUCCUGGUGGUAGUUCUCCAGUACCAUGACUGCAGGGUUAAUACUCAUUAAUCUCCUCUUAAUUAAGUAUAGCGAGUUGAGCUGUAGCACAAUUGGUUAAGUGCUAACACGAUAUUUAAAGGAUGAGAGGGAAAAAAAUAUUUCAUUCUCGACCCCACUAGAAAUUUUGGGCGGUCUUCAAAAUCAAAU